This is a messenger RNA of Vavraia culicis subsp. floridensis, 642 nucleotides long. RefSeq lists its product as uncharacterized. The record is from RefSeq and is a predicted model, not a curated record. Lineage: Eukaryota; Fungi; Microsporidia; Pleistophoridae. Gene Ontology annotation, molecular function: DNA binding. The transcript has a single exon. The coding region runs from base 1 to 600 and encodes 199 amino acids. Gene Ontology annotation, biological process: regulation of DNA-templated transcription.
AUGGCCAGCCGUGAAAGCGUAUUAGUGAGCAUUUUGAAGCAUUUAACUGACGGAGAGCUGCUUUACUAUCAGAGCAAAAUGCCAAAAUACGAGUUGGAGGAACAAAUCAAAAGUAUGCGCAAGGUUGUCGAGGAAUACAAGGAUUUUGAUCCGGAGAUUGAUGAUGAGUGUCGUUUUGCAAUUUUUAUUAUUCUAGAACGGAUAAAAAAUGCCAUUUUACUCGAAACAAAGGUACAAAAAAUAGUUGAAGAGGAAUGUCAUAAAUUUGUCUAUGCUCUGAAUAAGACGCUUUCGGAAGUUAAGACAAUGUUAGACGAAUCCGCUGAGGCGGAGGACGAAUCCAUGUACGAUAUUAAAAAUGGAGUGAUGGGAGCAACGACUAAAACCAAGCAGAAACGUACCAACUAUCCUAAACAGAUAUCCAAAUUGCUAAAGUCAUGGUUGCGAGAUAAUAUUAAUAAUCCUUAUCCUACAGAGAAAGAAAAACAGUUUCUUUGCGACAGGACAGGUUUGGAUCAUACGCAGAUAAAUAACUGGUUCAUUAAUGCUCGGCGUAGGAUCUUACCAUCCUUACGGCAAAAGCAUCAUAGUGUUGGAUGAUUGAGAGUUGAGAUGUCUGUUUUUAAUAAAAAGUCUUCUAGU